AUGUCUGGCCAUCCACAACAGGGUGGCUAUGAUGAUGGCUACGGCCAUCAUCAAGGCAACGAUGCCUAUUACCAGGAUGAGCACGGCUACAACGAUCAUCACGACUACGCCCAGCAGCAGCAUGGCGGCGAGGGAUAUUACGAUGAAUCUGGAUACUACAACGCCGAUGCCUCGAAUCCUUACCACAACGACGGCGGAUACUAUGAAGGCCACCAAGGUUAUCAAGAUGACUAUUACGACGGCCAGUACUACGAUCAAGGAGCUGCAGGGCAGCAACAGUACCAAGGCCAGCGACCGAGGCGUCGUGGUCAUGACUCAGAGGAAGACUCCGAAACCUUCAGUGAUUUCACAAUGAGGUCCGAUAUGGCUCGUGCUGCUGAGAUGGAUUACUACGGCCGAGGGGACGAACGAUACAACAGCGGCUAUGACAACCAGGGUGGCCGUGGCUACAGACCCCCGUCCUCGCAAAUCUCUUAUGGUGGUAAUCGUUCUUCGGGAGCGUCGACACCUAUCUAUGGGAUGGACUAUAACAACGCCUUGCCCGCUGGUCAACGUUCGCGCGAGCCAUAUCCAGCCUGGACUUCAGAUGCACAGAUUCCCCUUUCAAAGGAGGAAAUCGAAGACAUAUUCCUUGAUUUGACUGCCAAGUUUGGAUUCCAACGAGACAGUAUGCGCAACAUGUAUGAUCACAUGAUGACUCUGUUGGAUUCUAGAGCAUCUCGCAUGACACCGAACCAAGCGCUACUCUCGCUUCACGCCGACUACAUUGGAGGCGAAAAUGCCAACUACCGCCGAUGGUACUUUGCCGCCCACCUGGAUCUUGACGAUGCAGUCGGCUUCGCCAACAUGAACCUUGGCAAGGCCAAUCGUCGCACCCGCAAGGCCCGCAAAGCGGCGGCAAAAAAGGCUAAAGAGAAUCCUCAAAACGAGGAGCAGACCUUGGAAGCCUUGGAGGGUGACAACUCCUUGGAGGCAGCUGAAUAUCGCUGGAAAACACGAAUGAAUAAGAUGUCCCAGCAUGAUAGAGCCCGCCAGAUCGCUCUCUACCUGCUGUGCUGGGGUGAAGCUAACCAGGUUCGAUUCAUGCCUGAGUGUCUCUGCUUCAUCUUCAAGUGUGCAGACGACUAUCUGCAUUCUCCUGCUGCGCAAAACCGCGUGGAGCCAGUUGAAGAAUUCACCUACCUCAACAAUGUCAUCACGCCGCUGUACACGUACAUUAGAGACCAGUGCUACGAGAUUAUUGAUGGCAAGUACGUCCGACGAGAACGUGACCAUAACAAAGUCAUUGGUUACGACGAUAUAAAUCAGCUUUUCUGGUACCCUGAAGGUAUUGAAAGGAUCGUGAUGAACGACAAGUCGCGCAUCGUCGAUCUCCCUCCGGCUGAGCGAUACCUCAAGCUUCAAGAGGUCAACUGGAAGAAGGUUUUCUUCAAGACCUACAAGGAGACCAGGUCGUGGUUCCACUUGAUGGUCAACUUCAACCGUAUCUGGGUCAUUCAUUUGACCACUUUCUGGUUCUACACUGCCUUCAAUGCUCCCGCCUUGUACACCCACAAUUACCAGCAGCAGCUGAACAACAAACCCCAUGGUGCUGCUCAAUGGUCUGCAGUUGCCUUGGGUGGAACCGUCGCGUCUUUGAUCCAGAUCAUUGCAACCCUUAUCGAAUGGUCCUACGUUCCGCGCAGAUGGGCAGGUGCGCAGCAUCUCACUAAACGGCUCCUAUUCCUGAUUGGCGUUUUCGCCAUCAAUAUCGCGCCAAGUGUGUAUAUCUUCGGUAUCUCGCAAACUUCCAAGGUUUCAUUGAUUUUGGGUGUUGUCCAAUUCCUCGUGGCUCUGGCGACCUUCUUUUUCUUCGCCAUCAUGCCCCUUGGAGGUCUUUUCGGCAGCUACUUGACUCGCAAUUCUCGCCAAUAUGUUGCAAGCCAAACUUUCACUGCGUCGUAUCCCCGCCUCAAGGGUAACGACAUGUGGAUGUCGUAUGGUCUCUGGAUCAUGGUGUUCGCCGCCAAAUUGGCUGAGUCAUACUUCUUCUUGACACUCUCUUUCAGAGACCCUAUCAAGAUCCUGACCUACACCAAGAUUUCCCGAUGCCAGGGUGAUAAGAUCCUCAAGGACUACCUUUGCAAGUAUCAGCCCAAGAUAUUGCUCGGAAUCAUGUUCUUCACCGACUUGAUUCUUUUCUUCUUGGAUACUUAUCUCUGGUACAUCAUUUGGAACUGCGUCUUCUCUGUCGCACGAUCCUUCUACCUGGGUGUUUCGAUCUGGACGCCCUGGAGAAACAUCUUCUCUCGACUUCCCAAGCGUAUCUAUUCCAAGGUCUUGGCAACAACCGACAUGGAAAUCAAGUACAAGCCAAAAGUCUUGAUCUCCCAAGUCUGGAAUGCAAUUGUCAUCUCCAUGUACAGAGAACACCUAUUGGCCAUUGAUCACGUCCAAAAGCUCCUGUACCACCAAGUUCCUUCUGAGCAAGAGGGCAAGCGCACCCUGAGAGCCCCAACCUUCUUUGUAUCGCAAGAAGAUCACUCCUUCAAGACCGAAUUCUUCCCAUCGCAAAGUGAGGCUGAACGCCGUAUCUCUUUCUUUGCGCAGUCACUGUCGACGCCGAUCCCAGAGCCUCUCCCGGUUGACAACAUGCCUACUUUCACGGUCCUUAUUCCUCACUACGGCGAAAAGAUCUUGCUGUCUCUUCGGGAGAUCAUCCGUGAGGACGAGCCUUACUCUCGUGUCACCCUUCUGGAAUAUCUCAAGCAACUUCACCCGCACGAAUGGGACUGCUUCGUCAAGGACACCAAGAUUCUUGCGGACGAGACCUCUCAAUUCAAUGGCGACUACGAGAAGUCCGAGAAAGACACGGCGAAGAGCAAGAUCGAUGACUUGCCUUUCUAUUGCAUUGGUUUUAAGUCUGCUGCUCCGGAAUACACUCUCCGUACUCGUAUCUGGGCAUCUCUGCGGUCUCAAACACUCUACCGCACGGUUUCGGGCUUCAUGAACUACAGCCGCGCGAUCAAGCUCCUGUACCGUGUCGAGAACCCGGAGGUCGUCCAGAUGUUUGGUGGUAAUUCCGAUAAACUCGAGCGCGAGUUGGAACGCAUGGCUCGUCGCAAGUUCAAGAUCGUAGUGUCGAUGCAACGCUACGCGAAGUUCAAGAAAGAAGAGCGUGAAAACACCGAGUUUUUGCUCCGCGCGUAUCCCGAUCUUCAGAUUGCUUACUUGGAUGAAGAGCCUCCACAAAAUGAGGGUGAGGAACCUCGCUUGUACUCUGCUCUGAUUGACGGUCACUCGGAACUCCUCGAGAACGGUAUGCGCCGACCCAAGUUCAGGGUCCAGCUUUCCGGUAAUCCAAUUCUGGGAGAUGGUAAAUCGGACAACCAGAACCACGCCAUCAUCUUCUAUCGCGGUGAAUACAUCCAGCUCAUCGAUGCCAACCAGGACAACUAUCUGGAAGAAUGCUUGAAGAUUCGAAGCGUCUUGGCCGAAUUCGAGGAAAUGACUACAGAUAAUGUCUCACCAUAUACACCCGGAGUCACUCCACCAAAGACCAACCCUGUUGCCAUUCUUGGUGCCCGCGAGUAUAUCUUCUCGGAGAAUAUUGGUGUCCUAGGUGACGUCGCUGCUGGAAAGGAACAAACCUUCGGUACUCUGUUUGCUCGUACAUUGGCCCAGAUCGGUGGCAAGCUCCAUUACGGCCAUCCUGAUUUCCUGAACGGCAUCUUCAUGACUACACGUGGCGGCGUCUCGAAGGCGCAAAAGGGUCUCCAUCUAAACGAAGAUAUCUACGCAGGCAUGAACGCCCUCAUUCGUGGUGGUCGUAUCAAACAUUGUGAAUACUACCAGUGCGGCAAGGGUCGUGAUCUUGGUUUUGGCUCCAUCUUGAACUUUACGACCAAGAUUGGUACUGGUAUGGGUGAGCAGAUGUUGUCCAGGGAGUACUACUAUCUCGGUACCCAACUACCCUUGGACCGUUUCCUCUCAUUCUACUAUGCUCAUCCUGGUUUCCACAUCAACAAUAUGUUUAUCAUGUUGUCGGUGCAGCUCUUCAUGAUCGUUUUGAUCAACCUGGGUGCUCUGAGACAUGAGACGAUUGUCUGCCACUACAACCGCAACACCCCACCUACGGAUCCUCUCAAACCUACCGGAUGCACAAACUUGAUUCCUAUCCAGGGAUGGGUCGAGCGUUGCGUUCUCUCCAUCUUCAUUGUCUUCUUCAUUGCUUUCGUACCUCUGGUUGUACAAGAAUUGACGGAGCGUGGAUUCUGGCGUGCUGCAACCCGUCUGGCCAAGCACUUCGCAUCUGCAUCUCCCAUUUUCGAGGUGUUUGUCUGUCAAAUUUAUGCCAGCUCUAUUCAGCAGGAUUUGUCUUUUGGUGGUGCUCGUUAUAUCGGUACCGGUCGUGGAUUUGCAACUGCUCGGAUUCCCUUCGGUGUCCUCUACUCACGGUUUGCUGGUCCAUCAAUCUACGUUGGUGCGCGGUCCUUGAUGAUGUUGCUCUUUGGAACCAUCACGGUCUGGAACGCCGCUCUCUUGUGGUUCUGGGUGUCCAUUCUCGGUCUUGUAAUCUCACCUUUCAUCUUCAACCCUCACCAAUUUGCUUGGACCGACUUCUUCAUCGACUACCGCGACUACCUGCGAUGGCUGUCUCGCGGCAAUUCUCGUUCGCACGCGUCUUCAUGGAUCGCUUUCUGCCGCCUGUCCCGUACACGUCUGACUGGAUUCAAACGCAAGGCUCUGGGUGCGCCAUCGGAGAAAUUGUCCGGUGAUGUUCCCCGCGCACAUUUCACCAGCAUUUUCUUCAGCGAGGUCAUUGGUCCUUUGGUCCUUGUCGCUGCGACUCUCGUUCCCUAUCUCUUUAUCAAUGCACAGACGGGUGUUCUUGACCCGGAUCCCCCGACAAACUCGCUUAUCAGAGUGGCAUUGGUGGCUUUCGCUCCUAUCGCCAUCAACGCAGGUACCCUGGCUGUUCUAUUUGGCAUGGCCUGCUGCAUGGGUCCUGUGCUGAGCAUGUGCUGCAAGAAGUUUGGCUCCGUUCUUGCCGCUAUUGCGCACGCCGUUGCCGUCAUCUCUCUGUUCAUAUUCUGGGAAGUCAUGUUCUUCUUGGAAGGCUGGAUUUUCGCAAAGGCCUUGCUCGGUAUGAUUGCCGUCAUUGCCCUCCAGCGCUUCAUAUUCAAGCUCAUCAUCGCCCUCGCGUUGACCCGAGAGUUCAAGAACGAUACGUCCAACAUCGCCUGGUGGACCGGAAAAUGGUACUCAAUGGGUUGGCACUCAAUGUCCCAGCCGGGACGUGAGUUCCUCUGCAAGAUCACCGAGCUCGGUUUCUUUGCGGCAGACUUUAUCCUCGGACAUACCAUCAUGUUCAUCAUGUUACCGGCUCUUUGCGUGCCCUACAUUGACAAGUUCCAUUCGGUCAUGCUCUUCUGGUUGCGACCUAGUCGUCAAAUCAGACCGCCUAUCUACUCAAUCAAGCAGUCUCGUCUGCGCAAGCGUCGUGUUAUCCGCUACGCAAUCUUGUACUUCGCCCUCCUGAUCCUGUUCCUCGUCUUGAUCAUUGGCCCCGUAUUUGUCCGCAAAUAUAUCAACAAUCUGCCAUCGAUCCCAAUGGAUCUCCUCCAGCCUACAGGGCAAAACAAUAACGAUACGAGGGGCAACCUUAUUACCGGAUCUGCUCUCCACAACUUCGGCAAUGGCGCAGCUGCAACCGCAACGGCUGGAGGCGGUGCCACUGCUGCAGCCUCGAGUGCCUCUGGCAAUAAUCCCUUCACGUUUGGUGGUGGUGGUAGGUGA
This is a messenger RNA of Exophiala spinifera, 5778 nucleotides long. Its product is annotated as 1,3-beta-glucan synthase component FKS1. The coding region runs from base 1 to 5778 and encodes 1925 amino acids. Gene Ontology annotation, cellular component: plasma membrane; 1,3-beta-D-glucan synthase complex. The transcript is spliced from 3 exons. Gene Ontology annotation, molecular function: 1,3-beta-D-glucan synthase activity. The record is from RefSeq and is a predicted model, not a curated record. Gene Ontology annotation, biological process: fungal-type cell wall polysaccharide biosynthetic process; (1->3)-beta-D-glucan biosynthetic process. Lineage: Eukaryota; Fungi; Ascomycota; Eurotiomycetes; Chaetothyriales; Herpotrichiellaceae.